AUAUAAAGGACGAGGCGGGCAAUCUGACGCUGACUCUGGUUAAUGCAGAGAUAAAAUGAGUCGUUUUGGUUCGUCGUUAUUUACCAGGAUUAUUUAUUACUUUUUAUUGCCGUUUGGUGAUUCACAUCUGGUUCCUGAAAGACGCUACAGUAAAAAGUGUUCUUCAAUCGGCUGAUCGGUAAUAUUAAUCGAGUGAUAUUUAAUAAUCUGCGACGUGUCAAUCCCGAGAGAGGGAGACAGGGAAAUGCCGAAAUCCAAGAAGCGGAACAACAAGGGAGGCGGAGGUAGACAGCACCAAGCAGUGCAGCCUUUCAGUGAUGAGGAUGCAUCCAUUGAAACAAUGAGCCGCUGCAGCAGCUUUAGUGAUUCAACCAGCUUGGCUGAUGAAGUGGUUGACGAUGUUGAUGAAGAAGCAAGCCAAGAGGAUUAUGAAUAUAAACUGAGAGGACUUAUUGACAGCACUCUUGAUAAAAGUGCAAAGGUCAGAUUGUCUGCUCUAGAGGGACUAAAGUCUGCCUUCUCUUCUAAAAUCCUUUAUGAUUUUAUCCUGGAAAGAAGGGUGACCUUAACAGACAGCAUUGAACGCUGUCUGAAAAAAGGAAAAAGUGAAGAACAAUGUAUUGCUGCCCACGUUGCUUCUCUUCUUUGCAUUCAGCUGGGAUCUAGCAUUGAAAGUGAAGAGGUCUUCAAAAGUUUGAGGCCCAUUUUCAAGACCAUCCUUUUUGAUGAAUCAGUCAGUGUACAGACACGGAGAGCUUGUGCUACCAGUUUGGCUGUUUGCUGCUAUGUUGCAGCUGAUGAUAUUGAGGAUCUGCAUUUGACAAUGACCUACCUUGAGACUGUCUUCACUACAUCUUAUCAAAAGGAGGAUCAGACAGAUUGUUUUCACAGCACCCAAACUACAACUCUGGGCAUCAGCACUUUGGUAGCAUGGACAUUGCUGCUAACCAUUUGUCCACCCUCAUUAAUGAAGAAAAUAUUUCAAACCCAUUUGACCAAACUUCCCAGCCUCCUUUCUUGUGGUGAUGUGAACAUGAGAAUUGCAGCUGGAGAGACAAUGGCACUUCUAUUUGAGUUGGCCAGAGAUAUGUGUGAUGAUUUUGAAUAUGAGGAUAUGGAACUUCUCUGUGGAAAGCUGAAGAGUCUGGCUACAGAUGGUAACAAAUAUCGAGCUAAAACAGACCGGAAGAAACAACGCUCUGUAUUUAGAGAUGUCCUGAAGACUGUAGAGGAGGGAGACUUUGACCCUGAAACUAUUACAUUUGGCCCUGAAUGCAUGUAUAUUGAUAGCUGGGUUAAAAAGCGUACCUAUGAAACCUUCAAGGAAUUGCUUGCAUCUGGUGUAAGGUUCCAUCUACAGGCUAAUGAAUUUGUGCGCAGUGUCUUUGAGCUAGGACCACCACUGUUGCUUGAUGCUGCUACACUCAAAGCAGCCAAAACUUCUCGCAUUGAACGGCACUUUUACAAUGCUGCUGUUUGCAAAGCCAGAACAAAGGCCAGGAACAAAUUCCGUGACAAGAGAUUGGACAUUGGAGAAUACGUUUAAAUUCUUGACAGAAUUUUGUGGGAGGUUUCCUCUGGACUAUGUGCAACUAUUGUACUUAAUCUUUUGUUAGAUGUAGCAAAUUGAGGAAAGCUUUUUUUUUCCCCCCCCCCCCUCUUUUUUUCUCCCCCCGCCUUUCUCUUUUUUUUCUCAUUGUCUUCAGCCCCACUUGUAACUGGGUUGCAAGUGUUUACUUGGUCAUGCUUAAGUUUCCAAUCAUCAUUUCUAAAUAUCAACUAACCACCUGAACCUAGAUAUAAUGGAUUCCUCUAUUUAUUUUGUAACUGAUUUUUGCACAGAUGAGAAUGAUGCUACUUAAUUUGUACAUGACUUUAAUUGGUAUAAGCAAACUUUUGUAACUCUAGCUUGAUUUAGUCAGUACCAUAAAAUGCUAUAAUGUUCAUGUUUAAUGUGAUCAGACUUUUAAAUUUAUAAAGUAAAGCAACUACUUCAUGCUGAUGUUGUGAUAUCUAUUUGAUCAAUAAAUGCAUUUGAAACAAA
This is a messenger RNA of Carcharodon carcharias (great white shark), 2044 nucleotides long. RefSeq names its product interferon-related developmental regulator 1 (gene ifrd1). Bases 245 to 1546 code for a protein of 433 amino acids. The record is from RefSeq and is a predicted model, not a curated record. Gene Ontology annotation, cellular component: nucleus. Lineage: Eukaryota; Metazoa; Chordata; Chondrichthyes; Lamniformes; Lamnidae. The transcript has 12 exons.